Molecule: messenger RNA, 2719 nt
Organism: Clupea harengus (Atlantic herring)
Lineage: Eukaryota; Metazoa; Chordata; Actinopteri; Clupeiformes; Clupeidae
Gene: ergic1
Product: endoplasmic reticulum-golgi intermediate compartment 1
Biological process (GO): endoplasmic reticulum to Golgi vesicle-mediated transport; retrograde vesicle-mediated transport, Golgi to endoplasmic reticulum
Cellular component (GO): endoplasmic reticulum; Golgi membrane; endoplasmic reticulum membrane
Source: RefSeq, a predicted model, not a curated record
GGGCGCGCGCAGCUUGUGACCAUUCAGCGUACCGUUCCAGGCUAAACGGAAAAAGAAUCAUACAGGACCUUCCCUCUCAGCCAAUCAGCUUUUGCAAAGCGUACUAAGAAAACGUAAUUUCCGAUACUCUCCCAGCCGGUAGGGUUGAAGCAGGAGUUUGGAAUUGCACCACACUCUACCCGUUAAACAGUGUAAUAUCCGAAUACUUUGUUUUACAAAGUACUCACACCAUCAUGACUUUCGAUGUGAGAAGGUUAGAUAUCUACAGGAAGGUGCCUAAAGACCUGACCCAGCCUACGUACACUGGAGCCUUCAUCUCAAUAUGUUGCUGUGUCUUCAUGCUCUUCCUCUUCCUCUCGGAGCUGACUGGAUUCAUAGCUACAGAGAUAGUAAAUGAAUUGUAUGUGGAUGACCCCGAUAAAGACAGUGGGGGGAAGAUUGAUGUGAGUGUAAACAUCAGUUUGCCAAACUUGCACUGUGAUUUGGUGGGAUUGGACAUCCAGGAUGAGAUGGGCCGUCAUGAGGUUGGCCACAUUGAGAACUCCAUGAAGGUUCCCCUCAACAACGGCUAUGGCUGCCGCUUUGAAGGAGAGUUUAGCAUCAACAAGGUACCUGGAAACUUCCACAUUUCCACACAUGGUGCAACCGCUCAGCCCCAGAACCCAGAUAUGACCCAUAUCAUCCACAAACUGGCCUUUGGGGAGAGUGUGCAGGUACAAAAUGUCCAAGGAGCCUUCAACGCAUUAGGGGGGGCAAACCGCAUGGAAUCGAAUGCUCUAGCCUCUCAUGAUUACAUUCUGAAGAUCGUCCCAACAGUCUAUGAAGACCUGUCGGGGAGGAAGCGCUUCUCCUAUCAGUACACAGUAGCCAACAAGGAGUACGUAGCCUAUAGCCACACUGGAAGGAUCAUCCCGGCUAUCUGGUUUCGCUACGACCUGAGCCCCAUCACCGUCAAAUACACAGAGCGGAGGCAGCCCUUCUACCGGUUCAUCACUACAAUCUGCGGCAUUAUUGGCGGGACGUUCACCGUAGCGGGCAUCAUCGACUCCUGCAUAUUCACAGCCUCCGAGGCCUGGAAGAAGAUUCAGCUGGGCAAACUGUCAUGAGUGCUAACCCACCCAGUCCCGCACUGAUCUACCUAUUUAUACAAUUCAGACUCGCUGCAACACGUUCCCCACUCGCCCCUUAUUCCUGUUGAUGCCCUCCUUAAUGCAAAGAGUCAUUAUUGCCUGUAUCUGUCAUAUCGCCCCCCUGUACUACAUACAUCAAGUCUCCUGUGUAAAUUACCCCCCUCCCACCCCCUUAUUUACUUUCAUUUUCGAAUGCGAAAACAUUAUUGUGUGUUUAUAGGAUUUUCUUGAGUUUCAAGAAGGAUAUUUUCAGACGUAAUUGACUUUUAUUCAAUGUUUACGGUGCUCUGUGUCUGGAGUUGCCUGGCAUGAUGUGGAUUGAUGUGCGAAUACCGUAUUAAAUCAUCAUGACCAUGGUGCCAUUCCUUUGUGGACGCCAUGGAGACGUGUGUGUGUAUGUUAGAAGAGUACUGUUUUCAUACUUGGCAAAACUUCUUCCGUAAAAUACUCUUUUAGUACACCGAACUGCCAUACUCGUUCCACCUAUUUUGUAUUUAUACUGAGAGGCAGUGGAGUAGGUUAUUAAAGGGAUUUUGACAGGAAGUGUAGCACUUUUCUCAAUCAUUGGUCUGGAAUUGGGAGUUUGGGAAGAAGAUAGUCAGGCACUUAUCCCUUUAUUUGUUGGUUCUUUUAUGAAGUCAUGGUUUUGAUUACAAAGCAUCACUCACAGAAUGAGUCUAGGUCAUUUUUUUUAAAUUAGUGAUCCACGAGGUGAUGUUUAAUUAGUGCCUUCAAGGUCAUACUUUCAGAUGAAGGUCAUUCUGAUGUUUUGAAUAUGUUCAACCCACACGUAAUUGGUGGGUUUCAGUUCUGGACCCUGAACUCAACUGCAAGAGCAGGACUGUGGUUGUAGUUUAGUACACCAGCGCUAUGUGCUUGUCAGUAGUAUGAUGAAAUAGAGUACAUUUGAUAUUCCCUGGGACUGCCAUUGCCCCCUACUGCAGACCUUUUAGUUUGAUGUCUUGAUGUUUAAGUGUUACGUCAGAAUGAGAAAAAAAAUGACAAAAAAGUGAUUGUCUUACAGUUUGCCAACCAAAGCAUUGUCUGGUGUGAUAUUUUUGUAAGAAUAUUUUAGUGUCCAAAUUUUUUUUAAGAUUCUCAGUGAUCUGUGCUAAUGAAGGCGUACAUUGUUUUUACUGGAAAAUGUAGGUUGUUUGUGUCUUGCAUGUUUCCGAUCUGUCCUCAGCGGUUUCCUCUGCACUUGUGUAGACCUCGCCCUGCUGGACUACCCUGGCCAGAGCGACUGGGCUUUUUUACUUUCCGUUCCUGUUCACCGACUCCACUUUCUCGAAGUUCAGCAACUUCUUCUCCAGCUCCUAGACCGACCGAGUUUCAAGUUGACCCAGCAACCACAACAUCUGUGUCUCUUGUCUCCCGUGGCAACGGCAUAAGACUGGCCCACAGGCACGCUUUUGUACUUUCUGUCUUCCUCUCUGUCUGUCUGUCUGUCCAUUUAAGGAACUACAACCUGCAAGCAUUCAAAGAUGUAGGACACACACACCCGAUUUACAAACAACUCGUUGCCAUGUCGACCUGGUUCUGGUUUGUCUACCUUUUCCGUUGAUUAAAAAAAAAGCCACAUAAACAAA